AAUCAAAACCCACCUAAUCACAAAGAAAGCAUUAACUCUCAACACUCUCUUUCUUUAAUCAAUAAAUAGUCAAUAAUGACUCCUUUUUAUUUUAUAUACUUGUGCUUACAAUUUCAACCCCAACUACAUCCCUCCUCAAGUCUCUCCUCCGGCCACCUGAAUCUAUUGGGAUGCUGCGAUCACCUCUCCUCCUCUUCUUUUUCUUCUAUCCCAGUUUUGGCGUUGACUUCCUCUUUAACUCCUUCAAUGCCACAAACCCUGGAGUCACUCUAAUCCCAGAUGCCAGAGUCGACACCUCGGUGAUCAGACUCCUCAACGAUACCAACCCGAACUCACUUGGACGUGCUUUUUAUCCGACAAAAAUCAAGAUGAAACAAACCCAGAACUCAACAACGACUCUCUCUUCCUUUUCAACUUCUUUUGUCUUCUCCAUAUUGCCUAACAUUGCUUCAAGUCCUGGCUUUGGUCUUGCUUUUGUUCUCUCUAACUGGACUAACCCACCUGGUGCUCUUACUGGCCAAUACUUUGGUCUUUUUACCAAUACAACUGUACGCUCUGCGGCGCCACUUUUAGCUGUUGAAUUUGAUACUGGGCAGAACCCAGAAUUUAAUGAUCCUGAUAGGAAUCAUAUUGGUAUUGAUUUGAACAACCCUGUGUCUGCUUUAACUAUGCCCGGUGGAUACAAUUCUACUGCUGGCUUUGUGCCUGUCAGUAUGGGAAACGGUCAGAAUGUCCGAGCGUGGAUUGAUUUCGAUGGGCCUAAUUUUCAGAUUAAUGUUACUGUAGCCCCUGUUGGUGUUUCUCGCCCAUCUGUGCCGAUACUUAGUUUUAAAGAUCCUGUGAUUGCGAAUUAUACUUCUGAGGAGAUGUAUGUGGGGUUUUCCGCUUCAAAAGUUACUUGGGUUGAAGCACAAAGGGUUUUAGCUUGGAGUUUUAGUGAUACAGGUGUUGCUAGAGAUAUAAAUGUUACGAAUUUGCCUGUUUUUAGCCUACCAUCUUCGUCGAAUUCGUUGUCAGCUGGUUCUAUUGCUGGGAUAACGAUUGGCUGUGUUGUUUUGUUUGUGAUUUGCGUGUUUGUGGUUUCUUGGUUUUGGUAUAAGCAGAAGUUGAGAGAUUCAGAAGAGGAUGAGAUUGAAGAUUGGGAGCUUGAAUAUUGGCCUCAUAGAUUUUCCUAUGGAGAAUUAAGUCAAGCCACUAAUGGAUUCUCCAUAGAUCAGCUUUUGGGCUCAGGUGGAUUUGGGAAAGUGUACAGAGGAACUCUCUCAAACAAUUCUGAUAUUGCUGUCAAAUGCGUGAAUCAUGACUCUAAACAAGGCCUAAGAGAGUUCAUGGCUGAGAUAUCGAGCAUGGGCAGGCUGCAACAUAAGAACUUAGUUCAAAUGCGAGGCUGGUGUAGAAAAGCCAGUGAGCUUAUGCUUGUCUAUGAUUACAUGCCCAAUGGCAGCCUCGAUCGUUACAUAUUCCACAAGCCUAAGAAGCUAUUGAACUGGCAACAACGCCGCCAAGUCCUUGCUGAUGUAGCUGAAGGAUUAAACUAUCUCCAUCAUGGCUGGGAAAAGGUAGUUGUGCACAGGGAUGUUAAAUCAAGCAAUAUAUUGUUAGAUUCAGAUAUGCGAGGCAGGCUUGGAGAUUUUGGCCUUGCAAAACUUUAUAGUCACAAUGAAGUACCUAAUACAACUAGAGUAGUUGGUACAUUGGGAUACUUGGCUCCUGAGAUGGCAACAAUGGCUAUAGCAACAUCCGCAAGUGAUGUCUAUAGUUUUGGAGUUGUGAUAUUGGAGGUGGUUUGUGGUAGAAAGCCGGUAGAAAUGGGAUCAAACGAGGAUGAGGAUUCAGUGCUGAUUGACGUGGUGAGAGAUCUGUAUGCUACAGGGAAGGUGGUCGAGGCAGUGGAUGAAAGAAUGAAGGGGGAGUUUGUGGCAGAGGAAAUGGAGUUGGUGUUGAAGCUUGGAUUGGUUUGUUGUCAUCCUGAUUCCCAAAGGAGGCCUAGUAUGCGGGAGGUGGUGGCAAUUUUGGUUGGGGAAGAUGUGGCUGCCGCACCUGCUGAGUUGUUGAAUGUUUUGGCUAGUGGUGGCAGAGUCGGUGAUGGUAGUAAUCAUGGCGGUGAAGAGGUGGCUCCAACGCUAGAUGAACCGCAGGCAGCGUUUGGAGUGCGGUGGAUCAUUUGUUAACCAGGCAUAAUUCAGACUGGACCAAGUCCAGCUCAUGACUGAUUAAUGGAGGACCCUUUUUUAUCAUUUAUUGCUUGCAAGAUUCCCAUUGGCAACAGUGACGGUCUUAUCCUUGCCGUUUGCAGUGGCUACAGAGAAAUAUAAUGACAAUUGAAAAAGAAGGUUCCUGUUUAAAAGCCAAUCCAAUUAUGACAUCUGGUGAUAAUAUAUGGCUCUUUAUCUUGCUUCCAUUUGUGUAUUAAGUUGUGUUUGAUAAUUUUCCACUACAGAAUCAAAGAUAAGGAAGCAAGUAUCCGUGUC
Molecule: messenger RNA, 2471 nt
Organism: Populus nigra (black poplar)
Lineage: Eukaryota; Viridiplantae; Streptophyta; Magnoliopsida; Malpighiales; Salicaceae
Product: L-type lectin-domain containing receptor kinase S.1-like
Exons: 2
Coding region: 171-2171 (666 amino acids)
Biological process (GO): protein phosphorylation
Cellular component (GO): plasma membrane
Molecular function (GO): ATP binding; protein kinase activity; carbohydrate binding
Source: RefSeq, a predicted model, not a curated record